AUGUUUAAACAAGCGGCUCUCUCGGCGGAAACGGUAACGGCGGAUGAAACUGCAAGUACAUGUACUAGUGAGAAAUUGCCUUCAACGGUGAGCGUGAGUUACCGUGACGAUGAUGUUCCUAGUGGUUUUAAAAGUUCUAGCAACGAGUAUAAGUCAGAUAGUCAUACAGUUGUCCCUGUCCCUGAUCAAAGGUUAUUCAGUUCCAACAAAUACGAGUUGAAGUAUGACUGGUUGUAUUAUAGUGGUGCAAAAGUUGGAUAUUGUUGCAAAUUGUGCGAGCUUUUUUCAGCAACAGAUGACAAUGUCUUCAUAAAUGGUACAGGUCUUGGGGAUCAUCCAACCAGAAAAUUAGAAAGUCAUUUAAAUGGGAAGAGCCAUAAGAAUUCACUCGCCAAGUAUGUCUUAGUUAAUACUAGUUCUACUAAGAAAGUGAAAAAAACUGUUGCAGACAUGUUAACUGAAAGUUCUAUGAUUAAGAGGGAAAAUGAUAUUGAGAGAAAUAGAGCUUAUAUUAGUUCAUUAAUAAAAAUAUUGUACUUUAUUGUUUCACAACGUUGGGCUCUAGACAGUUUCCAGCCAAUGCUUGAUUUUAUAGCAGGUUUAGGCCCCACUUCUUUAUCUGAGUACUUGAAUGGAUCUGACAGUGAACAGUCGUCCGUCUUGAAAUAUUCCUCAUCAACAACAGUUACAGACCUUUUAACUGCAACAAGUUAUGUUAUUGAAAACCAAUUACUGGAAAAACUUCGUAAGGCGCCAUACUAUGCCCUAUUGGCCGAUGAAUCAUCGGAUGAGGCUCACAAAGAACAAUUUGCCAUUUUGGUGAGGUUUCCACACGACACAAGGGUAACUGACCAGUUUCUUGGAAUAAUCCAUGUUGAACGCACCGAUGCUGCCUCACUUAUGAAGUCACUUGAAGUUUUUCUGCUUGCAAAAGGGGUAGAGAUAAAAAAGGCCUUAUUUGUGGGGUUUGAUGGAUGUAAUACGAUGAGUGGGGAGAACAAAGGUCUUCAGAGAAGGUUCAGACACCAUGUUCCAUACCAACUCUACCUAAAUUGCCGCAACCACAAACUAGCACUGUGUGUGAAGCACUUGAUGCUGAGCUUUCCGGUCUUACAAGAUGUUGACAGUCUUCUUCUAAGUGUUUGGAAACUGUUCCAUUACAGUCCGCAGAAGUAUGUUAUCUUCAUGGAUGUACAGAAGGCCUAUGGGUUGAAGAACCUUAAGAUGAUACGGGCUGCAGCUACAAGGUGGUUGUCGCAUGGUAGGGCAUGUAGACGUCUUAUUGAACGCUAUGUCCAGGUUCUAGAUGCUCUAGACGAAAUGAUUGACAGGAAGCAUGACCCAGAAAUUGAUGGAUUGAGAAACAUGCUGUGUUCAAAGGGUAUCCUCAGAUAUUCAGUUCUCGAUAUAAUGGAAUUCCCGAUAGAAUAAAUAAUCGCGUGUUUUUUUUCACGAGUUUGACGUCAUUUGACAAGGAAACCUCCAAGUCAACACUGUGUAUUCAGCUGCUUCAAUAAAAACUGUUUUCACGGUAAAAAUGUUCAGGAUAAAGGUAAACUUACUCUUUUAUUUACAAAUCAUCAAUUUUAUACAGUUUUCACUAAUGCUUUUUUCUGUUUUAUACAAUCCUCCAUUUUAAUUUAUCUGCAAGCCUCUGACAGCAGCCGAUGGAUGACGCAAACAAAUCAACAUUAGUUCUAAAAAUAGACCAAGUGAUACGUCACUAGCACCUGUCAAAAAAAUAAAAUACGGAAGCAAAUCAGGGCCAUAGAUCUUAUUAAUUGCAAUAGUUAAAUACAGACUGGACAUAAUCUGUAUUGAAUCUAAG
This is a messenger RNA of Ruditapes philippinarum (Manila clam), 1828 nucleotides long. RefSeq lists its product as uncharacterized. NCBI's taxonomy places the organism in Eukaryota, Metazoa, Mollusca, Bivalvia, Venerida, Veneridae. The record is from RefSeq and is a predicted model, not a curated record. The transcript has 3 exons. The coding region runs from base 1 to 1431 and encodes 476 amino acids.